Messenger RNA from Perkinsus marinus ATCC 50983, 243 nucleotides. RefSeq lists its product as hypothetical. The transcript is spliced from 3 exons. The record is from RefSeq and is a predicted model, not a curated record. Gene Ontology annotation, molecular function: protein binding. The coding region runs from base 1 to 243 and encodes 80 amino acids. Lineage: Eukaryota; Perkinsozoa; Perkinsida; Perkinsidae.
AUGCAAUCAGUGACCAAACCCAUCCGUGAUAUGAAACGCGAUAUGGAUGAGCUCGUUGGGGUGGAAGUUACGGCAAAACACAUAUUUGGGUUUAAUUCGAGGGUCCGCAAUCAUCCGAUUUUCAUAGAUGAAGUUACGGUAGCAUAUGCGGCUGCUCACUACGUGGUUAUUCAUAAUACCGAGACCAACACUCAGAAGCUUCUGCCAAAUCACAGUGGUUCUAUUGAUAUCAAUAUUGUAUAG